AUGGCAGACAACGGAGAACAAAAAUGUGUCAUACAAUCCAUCUUAGACACAGAUCUAUACAAAAUCACCAUGCAGGCAGCAGUUUUAAAGCAUUUCCCCAAUGUGAAGGUAAUUUAUAAAUAUACAAACCGUUCCCCACAAUUCACUUUUAAUAAAGCAUCAAUAGAUUGGUUAAAUAUCCAAUUUAAACUCCUUGAAACUAUUCAAGUUACUCCGGAUGAAAUUAAAUAUCUUAAAGAUAAAGUCCCUUAUUUACCCGAUUCAUUCAUGAAAUAUAUUGGCCAAAAGGAUUUCAGAUUGCGUCCAUCAGAACAAUUAGAUUUUCAAUAUGAAUUAGUCCCAGGUACAAAGGACGAAUAUACUUUGAAAUUGUUCGUUGAGGGAUAUUGGAAAGAUACGAUCAUGUAUGAAAUCCCCCUGCUUGCGUUAAUCUCUGAAGCUUAUUUCAGAUUCAUAGAUAAAGACUGGGAUUAUGAAGGACAAGAACAAAUGGCUUUUGAAAAGGCCAAUACUUUGUUUGAACAUAAUUGUUCAUUCACUGAAUUCGGUUCAAGGCGUAGAAGAUCCUUGCAUGGUCAAGAUUUAGUCAUGCAAGGGAUCGUUAGAGCCUCCAAAUUAAGUCCUAAUAAUGAGAAAUUGUUGCUGGGUACAUCGAACGUCUAUUUUGCUAAGAAGUAUGACAUUUUACCUGUGGGGACAGUAGCUCAUGAAUGGUUUAUGGGAAUUGCCGCGUUGACUGGAGAUUAUAUUAACGCCAACAAAGAUGCAAUGGAUUAUUGGAUUGAAACAUUUGGUAAAGAACAUGCUGGGUUAGCUUUGACAGACACGUUUGGGACAGAUGAUUAUUUGAAGAAUUUCAAACCUCCAUAUACGGAUUAUUAUUUUGGUGUAAGACAAGAUUCCGGGGAUCCAAUUGAAUUUACUGAAAAAAUUGCACAUUUUUAUAAUGAUGAACUUAAGUUACCUAAAUUUUCAAAGACUAUUUGUUAUUCUGAUUCAUUAAAUGUUGAAAAAGUUAUAAAAUACGAUGAAGUGGCACGUAAAUAUGGAUUCAAGGCCACAUUUGGUAUCGGAACUAGUUUCACCAAUGAUUAUCGUAAGAAAUCAGAUCCAGCUGUGAAAAGCGAACCACUAAAUAUUGUCAUAAAAUUGUUAACAGUUGAUGGGAAACAUGCUAUCAAGUUAUCAGAUAAUUUAGGUAAAAAUAUGGGUGAUCCUGAAACGGUGCAAAGGGUAAAGAAGGAGUUAGGAUAUAUAGAAAGAGAGUGGGAAGGAAUUAGUGAAGCACACAGGUGGUCAUAA
Molecule: messenger RNA, 1302 nt
Organism: Naumovozyma dairenensis CBS 421
Lineage: Eukaryota; Fungi; Ascomycota; Saccharomycetes; Saccharomycetales; Saccharomycetaceae
Gene: NPT1
Product: nicotinate phosphoribosyltransferase
Exons: 1
Coding region: 1-1302 (433 amino acids)
Biological process (GO): NAD+ biosynthetic process
Molecular function (GO): nicotinate phosphoribosyltransferase activity
Source: RefSeq, a predicted model, not a curated record